CGCCAACGCUACUGUCCCUCUGUUGAGUUUACAUUCAAAAAAUGAUGUCGUCGUCUUGCUUCUUGCCCAAUGUGCACACAAAGCUUGCCUCGUCGACGACCCAGAAGUCCGCAAAGGAAGAGCCGCCACCUCGUGUAGGUAUUCUUCGAUGCCGUGGGGGUGCUCCUAGCAAGGACAAAGCUUCAUCUGGGAACAACAAAGGGGAAACGAGCAAUUAUUCUGACUACAAGAACAUCGACCUCAUCGAUUACGAAGCUCAUCAGCUCGAAAGUGUGGUCCGUUUUGGCUCUCUGGACACUGCAGCCCAAGGUGGCAAGAAUGUCGCAAUUGUCGUGUUUGUGGACAAUGAAUCGAACUUGGAUGAGCAGAGCUUGGACUUGGACCGAUUACUGGAGUCAGUACACCUAAAGCUCCGCAAACUUGUGCAGAGAGCAGGAACGAAUGCGGAAUUUGCUGUAUCCUGUGUGGAGUUUCACCAAGGAGGUGAGAUUAGAGAUCUACUUGGUCCUCCUGGUCCUGGUCGUCACGCUCAGCAUGGAGGUGCAGAGCAAAAAGACGACUCCUCGCUCCUCUCCCUGUCAAAGAACUCCUUUUUACACUUCUCUCCUGGCCUAUCAGAAGUAGUCUACGACACCUUUCCGCAACUAUCGUCGCUAGUCAGGAGUGCCUUAGGGAAAGUGUUUCUUUCCACUCAGUCGGUGGAAGACACGCGGAGCGACAGUCAUACAGUAGUGACUUGGUAUGUGCGGGAAGGAGGUACGGGUGGGACUGGAAGUGGAAAUGGGGGGUUCGGUAGAAGUUCUACUUUCCUUCCUUCGAGUUCGACUGCCACCAACUACAAUAGUCUCGGAGGAGGUAAGGUCUCCAUGGCUGUUCAGCUGGCCAUAGUCGAUGAACGCGCUUUUUUGAGAAGAAUUGCUACUACAACGAGAACUUGUGGAGGAUCUGGUGGUGGCACUGGUAGUUCAACAUCUUCCUCUUCAUCAAGUACUACAACAACGCCUGGCACUCCCGACUGGUGGCUGCACGCCACCGAUAUUUGGAAUGACGUCUUUAUGCCUCUGUACUUGGACACAGGCCGUUUUCGUACAACCUUUUUGCUGCAGGAGGGUUUGCAGCAGAAUCUAGUGCCAGUUUUGAAUGCGCUUGCAAGUGAACAUCGGACUGUGAUAGUUCCACAGUCAGCGGCUUUGGAACCGAGUACGAGGAAUACUAGGCUGACGAAGAAGGCGACCGGAACCGGAGGUGGAAGCGGAUUUCAGAGUACAGCUGCUACCAAUAGUAGUGGAGGAACAAGCAGUGCAACCAAUGAAACCUCGCAGUUCUACCUCAUAGGCAGACACGUAUCGCCCUUACUGGAUAGCAAGUGGUGUGCGAAAAUAGUGGCGCCUAGGAGUACAACCGACACGACAACUUCAUCUUCCUCGAUAAUAUCAGAUACAAUCUUUGAAAAAGAAGCAAGCUCCUGGUCUUGUGGUGAUACGCUGUUUGAGCAGACAUUUGGUUGUGUUAUUGUUUGUCUCGAGGAUCCGGUGAAUGUGAAUCAAGGACUCGUAGUUGAACCAGCAACAGGUACCUCCACGGCCAAGACUGUUGAUACGAAACCAAAAGAUAACUCACCCAAUAGUACCAAGAACAAGACAGAGCGACUUCCGAUUCUCGUUCGACGUAGGUCCUCUUCAAGCAGUGAAGGGGAGACUAGUACGAUAUCAACAUCUUCUACUCCUGCCAUUGGCGGGACGCCUAGACCCCACAAGCCUAGACCCCACCUCAUCCGCAUCAACGGAACCUUGUUAGCUGAGGGUCUGGAGACUUGCCAACUUUCACCUGGAGACGUUGUGCUUUUCGGGGAUGUGGGACCAUGCUUCCAAGUUGCCGACCACAAAGGGUAUCUUGAGAUGACGAGUGGGGGUGGGGGACUAGGUGGUGGUGGUACGAACAACUACAACGUGAAUGCUGCAACUACAACUUCAUUUGCAGCUGCAGGGGCGGCCACAGGUACUAGUUCAUCGUCUUCCUCCUUUACACCGUACAAAGAUCCUUACUAUGAAACGCAUAUGAAUGUCGUCUCACCGUCGAGAAUGAGACAUCAGACACCUCCUCCUAGAAUUAGUGGAGCAGGAGAUUUGCUACCUCCUGCAGUGGCUACUAGUUGUACUACAAUAGCUUCCUCGUAUGGACAUGGUGCUGGAGGUGGAGCGGGACCAUCCUCGUCUUCUACGCAAAGACGACAGUUUCUACAGAGGGCUUUCGGUGUAACCACGGAUUGGUUGGCAUUAGAAGCGAAUUUGUUGCUGAGAAAGAUCAUGACCACCAGUAACCUCCCUAGGCCACCCGCAGUAGUUGUAGAACUGCGAUCUGUAAAAGUGGUGUUUCAAGAACCUGCCGGAGUUGAGUCAGGUUUAGCAUCGCCAGAGCGACUCUACUACAUAAGCCAACAUCAACAUCUUCAGAAUCACAGGUCUACAUCUUCUUCUUCUCCUGUCUACUUCGGUCGGGACUUCGUGCGCAGUACUCUUUUGCCCAAUUUGAGACGGACAGUGGAACUAGCAAAUGGAAGCGGGAACGAGUGGUCCGGAUCUAAGGAUUCCCUCAUCGAGCCCUGGCGUGACGGCUUACGCCCUCUAUGGUCAUCCGAGGAGAUCGAAUUGUUUCUUUCUGGUUGUCUCCUAGCACAAGAACACGAUCACGAAGUAGAUGCAUCAGCUAGUGGCGCAGGUGGUGGCAGUGCUGGGGCAACAACAGCAGUGCUGGGGUCUGAGUCCGCAGCAGCUUGGGCUCUGCAAGCUAGAAAGGCUCCUUUUGUCGAUCAGAAUCCUUUGCAGGAGAAUUUGUUAGAUCAAGGUCGCACUUUUGCUCGAACUAGAAUUCUUGCUGGAACAAGUGGCGCAACGUCUGCAUCUGAUGAUGUAACAGGAGCGUCAUCUUCGAAAGACAUUGGUAAGAAGGAUAUCGCUACAACGUCGAAGACCCGCAGCAGAACAAGAACGACAGUUGUCCCGCAUCUCGCUGGAGAGUUGUCUCCACGUCGAAGAAGUCCAUUGAAGAAAGAGACAGCACAAGAUAGUGGAACAAGCAGUGGCACCGGAACGAACAAGAAACAAACGUCUACUCAAGGUCAAGCUACGUCUAUUGAAAGCAUAAGUGGUCUGCAGACAUUGAUCUCAAACAAGGCGCGACAAGAGAAGAACUUCGAUGAGGCGUUAGCAUUGCAGAUGCAGCAAAUCAGUAGGAUGAAAGAAAAAUUGGAUCAGUCCAGAGGAAAAGGUAGUAGACCUUCGUUCGUCUAGAAAAGAGUCUGUCGUGAUGAAGCAGGGACAUCAGUGAUCUUGACAUAAUAGAUUCAGAUAUCGAUCAGGAUCACAUUCAACCCCGAGCUCUUGUCUAUGUCUUGUUUUUCUAGCACAUCGGAAUGCACUAAAAACAAAGAUUCAGAAUCAGAAAGGAUAUUGAGCAAGUCUCCUUGACUCCUGAUAU
Amoebophrya sp. A25 is the source of this 3477-nucleotide messenger RNA. The record is from the annotation of a GenBank genome assembly. Lineage: Eukaryota; Dinophyceae; Syndiniales; Amoebophryaceae.